GCCGCGGAAGGAACGCGCUGCUCCGAGACAGAAGCCGCGCUAAAACCUGCGCCAAACCUGCGCUAAAACCAACCACGAACCGGACUCACCGGGCCGGACCAGGACCAGAACCGGGACCAGAACGGGUCUAACCGCACGCGCACGCGCUUCAGACCGACGGGAGCGCGCUCGCGUCGAAUCCGGAUCGGGUUUGGUUCGGUUCCGAGGAUCAUGCGUCUCGGUGUGUGAUGCGAGCGGUGGGCGGGGACUCGUUGCUUAGCGCCGGCUCGUCUCUGGAGCUCAGAAUGGACCAAUCAGUGAUCAUCAAACCUGUGCACUCCUCCCUCCUCGGACAAGACUACUGCUUUGAGGUCACGACCUCUUCGGGCACUAAGUGUUUCUCGUGUCGCUCGGCCGCAGAACGAGACAAAUGGAUGGAGAAUCUUCGCCGCGCUGUUCUCCCCAACAAAGACAACAUCAGGAGAACGGAGCACCUCCUGACUCUGUGGGUCCUGGAGGGAAAAGACCUGGCCCCAAAGAAGAGGUACUUUGUGGAGGUGUGUCUGGACGAUUGUCUUUACGCUCGGACGUCGUGUAAAUCUCGGAGCGAUAACGUUUUCUGGGGCGAACGUUUCGACUUCAGCGCGCUCCCGUCCAUCGCCGCCAUCACCCUCCACCUGUACAAGGAGACCAACCCCAAACGCCGCAAGGACAAGUCCAGCUACGUGGGUCUGGUGAACAUUAGCGUCAGUUCUCUGAUUGGACGACAGGUUCAGGAGCGAUGGUACCAACUGAGCACGCCCAGCUCCAGCCGAGGUAAGUCCGGUCCGGCGCUGCGGGUCCGGGUCCAGUACCAGUCGGUGGUGGUUCUGCCGAUGGAGCAGUAUAAGGAGUUUGCCGAGUGGAUCAGCGGCUCGUACCUGCGUCUCUGCGGGACCCUGGAACCGAACCUGAGUCUACGCGCCAAAGACGAGAUGGCCUCCGCCCUCGUCCACAUCCUGCACAGCACCGGCAAGGCCAAGGACUUCCUGACUGACCUCAUGAUGGCCGAGGUGGACCGUUGCCGUGACAACGAUCAGCUGAUCUUUCGCGAGAACACGCUGGCGACGAAAAGCAUCGAAGAAUAUCUGAAACUGAUCGGACACAAGUACCUGCAGGACGCACUCGGAGAGUUCGUGAAGGCUUUGUACGAGUCGGAUGAAAACUGUGAGGUGGAUCCUUCUCGUUGUUCAGCCUCAGACCUUCAGGAACAUCAGGCGAACCUGCGCAUGUGCUGCGAGCUCGCCUUCUGCAAGAUCCUCGACUCCUACAGGGUGUUCCCUCGGGAGUUGAAGGAGGUGUUUUGUUCUUGGAGGGAGGAGUGUCUUGCUCGUGGGCGCGGGGAUCUGUCCGAGCGUCUCAUCACGGCGUCUCUGUUCCUUCGUUUCCUGUGUCCCGCCGUGAUGUCGCCGUCGCUCUUCCAGCUCUGCUCCGAGUAUCCGGACGAGCGCACGGCGAGAACGCUCACGCUCAUCGCCAAGGUCGUCCAGAACCUCGCCAACUUCAGCAAGUUUGGCUCGAAGGAGGACUACAUGGUUUUCAUGAAUGACUUUGUGGAGCGUCAGUGGAGCUCCAUGCAGAGGUUUGUCCAGGAGAUCUCCAGCCCCGAGUCUCUGAACCAGGGCCAGGGCUUCGAGGGCUACAUCGACCUGGGCCGAGAACUGUCCACCCUGCACGGGCUCCUGUGCCAGCUGGACCAGGCUCUUCUGGUGAAGCUGCCCCCUCUGCCGCGGAUCAUUCGAGAGCUCUCAUUGGCCCUCGCGAACCCUGGGGGCGGGGUUACAGCAGGGAUAGGCGUGGCCAGCCCCGAACCUCAGCGAAUCGCAUCGCCUCCCCCAAUGUCCCCGCCCCUUGCCAAUGUCAACCCGUCUGUGGGCGCCGCUCUGGAGGCCGGGUUGGUGGACUUCACGCGGCUGCCGUCUCCAACUCCAGAAAACAAAGAGCUGUUUUUUGUGACGAAAGGCUCCAGUCUCCAGCCAGCCUCAGGUCUGAGGAUGUCACCGAGCUCGUCCUACUCAGACCCAAACGAAGCUAAUGAUGCUAAUGAGGUUAACAUCGAUGACACCGGCCUCGACUCCACACCCGGAGACGAGCUCGACGAGGACGGGGCGUGGCGUCGUGCGGGGCUCCUCCCCCUUUCCUUUCAGAACCCGGUGUAUCACAUGACCACGCCUUCGCCGCGGCAACCACCCAGCGAGGCCAGCCCCCCGACCCCUCGCAAGACGCCGCCCCCAAACCCGCCUUCCUCACGCAGAUGUCCGACCCCGCCCACUUCCCUGCCGACUCCGCUCCUUUCCAGAAGCCCCUCCCAGACCCCGCCCCUUUCCAAAAAGCCCCUCCCAGACCCCGCCCCUUUCCAGAAGCCCCUCCCAGACCCCGCCCCUUUCCAGAAGCCCCUCCCAGAGCGACUCUCGAGCUCCAGCAGCGGCGACGAGUUCAGAGUCACAGACGCCCCGCUCACAGGCGGCGCGCGGCAGACCGGGCCUCAGCGCCGCAUUGACCAGCCUCCUCCUGCGGCGCCCCCUCGUGGUCGGACUCCGCCCAGCGUCCUGACGAGCUCCGCCCACUACCCUCGCCCCGCCUCCGGGAGCAUGAUGUCAUCGAGCCCCGAUUGGCCGAGCUCCAGACUGAGACAGACGUCUUCCUCGUCGAAAGGAGACAGCCCCGAGAAGCAGCGCAAGGCUCCGUCUCCGUGCGCUUUGGACCGAACGGCUGCGUGGCUCCUGAACAUGAACUCAUCGUAUGGAGAAACAGAAGAAGAACGACAUGAGGAGGCGGCCAUCGAGAAGUACCAGCAGGAGAUCUCUGUCCUUCAGGAGAAGUUGAGGGUGGCUGGUCUUCGUCAGGAGGAGUGUGAAGCUCGGCUGAUGGUUCAAGAUCAACAGAACCAGCGUAUGCUGCAGGAAUACCAGGUUCGUCUGGAGGACACGGAGUCUCGUCUGCGGAGGCUUCAGGACGAUAAAGAUCUACAGAUGAACAGCAUCAUCACCCGGCUCAUGGCUGUGGAGGAGGAGCUGAAGAAGGAUCAUUCUGACAUGCAGGCGGUGGUGGACUCCAAACAGAAGAUCAUAGAGGCUCAGGAGAAGCGCAUCUUGAGUCUGGAUGCGGCGAACACUCGCCUGAUGGCGGCGCUGACGCAGCUGAAGGAGCGAUACGCUGUGACAUCACGCAACGGACUGUCGCCAAGCAACACCUCCUCCCUCCAGAUCACUGAGAACGGAGAGUUCCGGACCAACCCGGGACUAAACCAGGACUAAACUAAGACAAACCAGGACUGAAACGGGACUAAACCAGGACCAAAUCAAGACUUAACCAGGACUAAACUAGAACUAAAAAAAGCUGAACUAGGCCUAAACCAGGACUGAACCAGGACUAAACUGGGACUAAACCGAAACUGUAUCAGGACUAAACCAGGACUAGACCUGGAUUAAACGAGGACUGAACCAGGGACUUGUAAAUGUGUAAAUUGCGUUCUGUUGUGUUCGUAGGAUCCGUCUUCUACUGUUUAAUAUUUAUUGAUUAUUUAUUGAUAAGCUUCUGUAACCAUGGAUAAGAGACGACAGU
Boleophthalmus pectinirostris (great blue-spotted mudskipper) is the source of this 3582-nucleotide messenger RNA. It is a transcript of the gene dab2ipa, whose product is annotated as DAB2 interacting protein a. The record is from RefSeq and is a predicted model, not a curated record. Gene Ontology annotation, biological process: regulation of GTPase activity. Lineage: Eukaryota; Metazoa; Chordata; Actinopteri; Gobiiformes; Gobiidae.